AACGAGGCAUAUCGCGGAACAACAACCGCAAGCCAGUACGAUGUUCAUCCAGAUCCAAAGGGACAGGGACGAAGAAGGAACCCAGGAUCGGCCAGUCUUCGCUCCACGCGAUCCGAACUUGCGCGGUGCGCUAAUCCUCUCGGCCAGCGACCCACUCGGCCAGCGCGCGUCCGUUGCGAAAAGUUGCGUGAGAUUUGCGGCAACGGCAACGGCGGCGGCGGCGAUGCCUCGGUGGCCGCCGUCGGUCGUAGCGCGGCGUCCCGCGCGCAGUCAGGUGAUGUGCGUCCUUGACAAGCACCCAGCCAGCUUUGCGCUCGGCGUAACCCCGGCACAGCGCGCCGCUUCACCAGGAAAGCUGCGGAUGGACUGCUAGCGGUCGGUCGCCGGACGGGUAAAAAACAGUCGCUCGGGCCAGCCAGCCAUGCCUCCCGACCUCAGGGAAAACCAUCGGCUGUCGGCAGCGGUUGGGAGGAACCCUGCAACGCCAGAGUCUGCGGAGGACAAGCUGUCGCCGCUGGACGAUGCGCUCAAGAACCGGCGUCUGGGACGUCCUUCGGACUUCCGUUGGGUCACGAGGACAUGGAGCUACCCUGUUCCCGUCUGGUCGACGCGACGCAGCCCGCCGCAGCUGUGUCGCGCCGUGCUCGAGUCUUCGGGGCUGCAGGAAGCCCUCGCCGAAGCCCAGAGGAACUCGGACCGGUCCGCGAAAGACCUGGACCGCGAGGCCCGGGCGUACCUGUCCAUUCUGGCGCACAAGUUCAAGAUGCCCGUGGUGCGCAUCUGGGGCUUCUUCCUGUCUAAGUUGCUCAAACGUCUGUACGAUCAAAUCCUGGUGGAGACCGAGGGAGCGGCGGAGCUGCGCGCCGCCUGCCAGCGUUGUCCGGUCGUCCUGGUGCCCAAUCAUCGAAGCUACCUCGACUUCCUGAUCAUGUCGUUCGUCACCUUUCACCUUGACGCCCCGCUGCCUUGCGCUGCGGCGGGAGACAACCUUCUGUCCCUGCGCUGGGUCAGCUCCACCCUGAGGCACGCCGGAGGAUUCUUCAUCCGCAGGAAGUUCGGGGACGACUGCGUGUACCGCGCUCUCGUCACCGAGUACUUGCAUCAGAUGCUUCUGGAUGGAAGGCAUCCCUUAGAGGUGUUUGUGGAAGGCACCCGAAGCAGAACCGGCAAGUCGCUGCCACCGCGGACCGGAUUUGUCCAGGCCUGCCUAGAACUGUACCGGUCCGAGAAGGUGUCAGAUAUUCUGUUCGUUCCGGUCAGCAUCAGCUACGACAGGGUCUUGGAAGAGACGCUCUACGCCCGGGAAAUGCUCGGCCUGCCCAAGCCCAAGGAAACCAUAGCUAGUCUGCUGAGCGCCCGAAAGAUCCUGGGCGACAAGUUCGGCGACAUUCGGGUACGGUUCGGAACGCCGGUGUCCGCGCGCCAGACCCUCGCCCUGGAUGGCUUCUCCGUGCCGCAGAUGCUCACCUUCCUCGUCAAGCAGCAACAACGGGGCACCCUCUCCACCCACUUCCCGCUGGCAUGUCUGAUCCUAAGCGUCCACAAGGGUUCCGCCUCCGUAACCACGCUCCUGGCGCAGCUAAAUUGGCUGGCGCCUCUAGCCCAGCGCUCUGGAGUGCGCCUAGAGUCCGAGCCAUCCGCCCUGUGGUUCCACGAGCAGGUCAAGCUACACCGGAACUUUUUGGCCAUCGACGGGGACAUCGUUCACGUCCGCGUGGGAGACACGGCCCAGGGAGACCCGGACAUUCUGCCACAGCUACUUCUGGCUCAAUACUCCAACGAAGCCCUCCAGUGGAUCGAACCCUGUUGCAAGCUGGCGCUCUGCGGGUCACGCGGCAUCGAGGCGUUCAGGACCCUCAACAAACUUCUUCAAACAGAGUUCGUCUACGAAGAGUGGAGGGAAGGAGACGUCUUCCGAGAGUCCUUGGACACAAUGUCCAGCUGCGACGUCCUACUUGCGCCGGAGAAGACAAAGUUCCUGGCGUCGUGCCUGGAGCCUUUCCUCUUGGGACUUGCCACCAUCGCCGACUCUGUGGCGCUUCAGGGUGCCCUAAACGAACGCGAGGUUGUCACUGCGUGUCAGGAACGCCUGCGGCAAGAUGUGGCGACGGGACAAAUUCGUAGCUAUAGUCCGUUGUCGUUGGAUUUCAUCAGAAGCAGCUUGCAGUGUCUCGUGGCGCUAGGUGCUGGUGAGCGAGAACAGUCGGGGUUCAUCUGGAAGAAGGAAGUGCUCCUGGAGGUCGCCAAUGAUGCGAGGUCAUUCUUGUGCCAGGAUAGGACUCUGGAUGGCCAACGCUCAGACCUGUGAAUUGGAGUGCUUGCGUUAUACGUGUUGAGACUUGACUGGGUAGAAGAACCAUUUGGGGCCUACACAGUGACCCAUCACAAAGGGAAAAACAACAGAAAGCAAAACUCCAGGUUUUUGUCCCUACCUGAAAACGGAUGCUUCCGUGAAGCUGCCAUAUACUAUGUUCAAAGUUGCACAACUUGUGUUUGGACUGCAUUUAAUCUAUCAUGGUGGCUUAGUUCAGCAAAGUAAGGACGUCGGCUAACAUCCCAAAUAUGCGCAAGAACAACGCUCGAAUGUAGUCACGUUAAAGAAAGAACUUGAUGGAAAGCACUUGGAAGCCUUAGCGACGUUUCACUCUACACCGUUCCACCUUACGUCCGAUCGCAAUCAACGCUACGAUCCGAUAGAGCCAAUCAGGGAGCGCCAAAAAGUGCACCGUCACGGCGCUCGUUGUCUUCGUGCGUUUGUUCUCCCCGGUUAAACCAAUCACCCUCGGGUUUGUUAUGCGUUAUUGGUUUAGCUGGUGAUGGCAGGACCUAGAGUCACUAAACGAACUAUACGUUUAGAGUAGCGGCACUCCGUUCCCUGACCUUACAGUGGGCGACGCCAUCUUGGUGUUUAGUGCAGAGUAGUCGCAAGAGUCGAUCGUCGCAAUUCAAAAUUGCGACUCCCUACCAGCUUUAGAAAGGGUGCUGGGAAGCUCGAGCGAUAUUGUUUUGCCCUGGCUUGAACUGCUUUAACGUUUCUGGGGUACGAAAAAGCGUUUCGUGUGAUUUCAGAUAAAAUUUCAGAUUAUCUUAAGGCAACCAUGAUUUUAAGCACCGAGAUGUUUGAAGUGUCGCCACUCUGAAGCGAAGUUUAUUUGGCGGCUCUAAGCAGACCCAGAAAGAAAACGAUCGCCAUGACAAGGCAUUUUAGAUGAUGUUUAAUCAGCUCUAUUUAUCAUAGUGUCCGCCGCGGUCGAACCUGAAGUAAAAAAGAAUAUAAUAGACUUGGAGAAACGUGCGGCUACCAUUUUCAGGCUUCCGGAGCGAUGAUUUCUUGAAAUCAUUGACGGUAUCAUUCUUCGCAAGCGCGCCAAGCGAUACUGUUAGACAGAAUCAAUCGUCGCGUAACACAGAGUAGUGCUGCUAGUGGAAUGAAAUUCUUGCAUAAAUAUUGCGGCAAGAAAACAAAAACAAUCCUUAGGGAUGACAGACGUUCACGGAAUUCACAUACGAAUAUUUGUUUCUCGUCUUUCGUUUGCUGUAGCGCCUUUACAUCUUGCCAUUUAAAUCGAUGGGCGUGUUGAAGUGAAUGUCAGUCACAUCGUGCGUUGUUGUGGUUGGUACAUAUGAUUUCAUUAUUUGUUGUACUGUUUUCUUAUACAGUCUGCAAAACAGUGCUCAUUCUCGCCUUGGCCACCUAUCAGGCGGCCGGCAAUAUUGUUAAAUAAAAUAAUAAUCACAGAAA
Ixodes scapularis (black-legged tick) is the source of this 3742-nucleotide messenger RNA. RefSeq names its product dihydroxyacetone phosphate acyltransferase. Gene Ontology annotation, cellular component: mitochondrial membrane; peroxisomal membrane. The transcript is spliced from 5 exons. Gene Ontology annotation, molecular function: glycerone-phosphate O-acyltransferase activity. The record is from RefSeq and is a predicted model, not a curated record. Gene Ontology annotation, biological process: ether lipid biosynthetic process. NCBI's taxonomy places the organism in Eukaryota, Metazoa, Arthropoda, Arachnida, Ixodida, Ixodidae. Bases 422 to 2308 code for a protein of 628 amino acids.